AUGAUCAAAUCUAUAAGGGCCUUGGGCCGCCGGUACACUUCAACGCUUCCGCUCACCAACCGUCAGUUUUUGACAGCACCACCUCCAGAGUCUUCCCGAGUCACUCUUUCCGGCUGGAUCAAGAGUGUGCGUAAAUCCAAAAACGUUGCCUUUGCCGAUCUCUCCGACGGUACUUAUGGUGUCCCGGUCUCUGUAGUUCUUGCCCCAGAAGAUGCCAAGUCUCUGCUCACCGGUGCAUGUAUUCAGGUUAGCGGUACAGUCCAACGUGCUCCUGCCAAAAAAAAUGACAACCCAGCAAACCCCGUUUAUGAAAUUGCCGCAGACAAAGUCAACCUCUUGGGCCCGGCCACAAAAGAUUACCCACUUCAGAAAAAAUUUCACACUCAGGAGUUUCUGCGAACCAUCCCAGAAUACCGUUGGAAAACAAAUACCGGCGCUGCAGUUUUGCGAUACCGCUCUCAGGCCAUUACCUUUUUCUCCAACUAUUUUGCAUCUAACGGUUUUACCCAGGUCUCUUCCCCCCUCAUCACAGCUUCUGACUGCGAAGGAGGCGGUGAAGUGUUUCAAUUGAGUGGCGGAAAAGAAGGCCCUCUUUUUUUUGGCCAAGAUAAAAAGGCUUAUCUCUCAGUAUCGUCACAACUGCAUCUUGAGGUUUUUGCUGGUGCGCUUUCCCGUGUUUGGAAUAUUGCUCCAGCUUUCCGUGCUGAGGAUUCCGAUACCAACCGCCAUUUAAGUGAGUUUUGGAUUGUUGAAGCCGAAAUCGCCUUUGUCAAUGAAAUGGCUCAGGUCAUGGAUGUUGUGGAAAACAUGGUACGCAGUGCAGUUACUCCAUUGCUGGAUGAAAAUAACGUCGAAGGCCAACUUUGUGCACGCGACCUUCUAGCUGUCAAGCGUGACCCUGACGCCAAAGAAGCUCUUAGAGAACGUUGGGAAAUUGUUGCUGGUUCUCCUGAAGCAUGGCCUCGUGUUUCCUACACUGAAGCCCUCGACAUUUUGGCCAAGGAGUAUGCUCGUGAUCCAACAUGCUUUGGCGGUCCUGCCAAUGCCCCUCCUCAAUGGGGCGACUCUAUUGCUUCUGUCCAUGAAAAAUACCUUGCUAGUGUUUACUUCAAGCGCCCUGUCUUUGUCACUGAUUACCCUGUUGACCAGAAACCCUUUUAUAUGUUACUCAACGAGCCUGAAGCAGGCCGUCAAACUGUCAAGUGCUUUGACCUUCUUAUUCCAGAUAUUGGCGAACUUGUAGGCGGUAGCAUGAGAGAAAACGACUUGGAAAGACUCAAAUUGGCUAUGGAGCGUAAGGGUAUGGACCCUGCAGAUCUCGAGUGGUAUGUCAAAUUACGCGAACAUGGCAGUUUUCCUCAUGGGGGUUACGGCAUGGGCUUUGAACGGUUCCUUGCUUUUGUGACUGGCCAGGAAAAUGUUCGCGAAGUUAUUGGGUUCCCACGCUGGGCUGGCUCAUGCGUUUGCUAG
Molecule: messenger RNA, 1470 nt
Organism: Magnusiomyces paraingens
Lineage: Eukaryota; Fungi; Ascomycota; Dipodascomycetes; Dipodascales; Dipodascaceae
Exons: 1
Coding region: 1-1470 (489 amino acids)
Biological process (GO): asparaginyl-tRNA aminoacylation
Cellular component (GO): mitochondrion
Molecular function (GO): asparagine-tRNA ligase activity; ATP binding; nucleic acid binding
Source: RefSeq, a predicted model, not a curated record